AUGGGUAGUGCUGCAUGUCGUCCAAAAGUGAAACAAUAUGAUCAAAGUAUUCAAAUACCGUCCAUAUCACCUUGCACAUCUACUUCGACGCCUCCACCUGGUCAACCGUAUCCAACAGUGGUAUCAUGGCCCAGCUCAGCAGAAAAGGGUUUUAAAGUUAAAAGUAACACAGAACAAUACACAUCAGUCUGGGAUCAGAAUACUCAGUUAUCAUCGAUAUUUCCUCAGUCAUUGAAAUCCCGAUCCAAUAAGAUCGAGCAUCAUCAGAAAGAGAUGAUUACUACAGAUUGGUCAAAAGCGAAUUCCACUAAUGUCGAUUCAACUCACAUUGAAUCUAUGAUAAAUAGUCAAACUCAGUCAUCGAUUCAUCUCUCAACAUCAGACAAGAUCGAUGAAUUAAUAAAUAACUUCAAUCAUAUUCAUAAUCAACAAGAUGAAAGUAUUAAACGUCGUACUCAGCAAAUAUCCACGGAAAUAGAAUAUGUUCUUACGCAUAUUAUUAAUGAAACUCAACAAGAACAACAGCGUCUUUUGCAGUAUGCCAAAGAACAACAAAUCAAACAAGAUGAACACUAUCGACAGUUAUUACAAACUUACAUAUCCCAACUUGAUGAGAUGAAAGCUAAAGAAUUAGCUCAACUUCAGGGAGAAUUAGACGAUUGUCGGGAACAGAUUAUGCAAGUUUCACAAAUGAAAAUCAUGUCCGUUAAUGAACAAGCGAAUAUGAUUAAAUCCAAAAUUGUUCGAGAAGAACAACAACAAGCAACAAUGGAAAUUGAUACAGUCAAUAUGCAGUUACAAAACUUCAUCACUGACAGCAAUUUUCAAAAACUGGAUAGUGAAAUUGUCACCAAAACAAAUGUUAUUGUCAAUGCCAAUGUCAGAACAAAGUCUACAGACCAAUCGAUAGAAGAUGUUAAACAUAUCGAUGAACAAUCUAUGCAACACACCUACACGAAGACAAAGUAUUCCAAUCUGAAAGUGAACCAUCGUUUUGAACAUGACGAAGAAAUAGUUCAAAUAGGGAAGAAAAUUCCCAUCAAUCCGAUACUGCAGGUUCAAAAAUCUCGCUAA
Messenger RNA from Adineta ricciae, 1074 nucleotides. The record is from the annotation of a GenBank genome assembly. Lineage: Eukaryota; Metazoa; Rotifera; Eurotatoria; Adinetida; Adinetidae.